UAUGACUGUUCUUCGGUUCCAAGGCUGUUCCAGCUCCGUCUCGAUCAACGACGUCAUGGAAAGUAUUGGAAGCCUCACAGAUCACGCAUAUUCGCUCUGCCUCUCAUUCCUCAGAGCAUGGAUUCUGCAGGAAAUGUUUCCAGGCAUCUUUGUGUGGUCUCUUUGCUUCGAGUGUGCGGUCCUUAUGAAGGUCUAACCACAGCAGUUACGGAACUAGUGUUCAUGAUAACUUUCUCUUGGUUCUCUAUCAUCCUACAAACACUUUGUUUCACUGUCUGCGGACUGUCCGAUGUGCCCCUACUGUGUAUGUUCUAUGUCCUUAUGGUCCCAUUUCUCGAAAUAAACUAUAUAUUCAUUUCCGUGGCGGUUUGAUUCGACAUCUGUUCUUUCGGACUGGUUGCAAGGGGUGAAAGAUAGUUCUUUUUUUU
This is a messenger RNA of Suillus fuscotomentosus, 428 nucleotides long. RefSeq lists its product as uncharacterized. Bases 118 to 372 code for a protein of 84 amino acids. NCBI's taxonomy places the organism in Eukaryota, Fungi, Basidiomycota, Agaricomycetes, Boletales, Suillaceae. The transcript has a single exon. The record is from RefSeq and is a predicted model, not a curated record.